This is a messenger RNA of Scylla paramamosain (green mud crab), 2373 nucleotides long. Its product is annotated as sulfotransferase 1C4-like. The transcript has 8 exons. Gene Ontology annotation, molecular function: sulfotransferase activity. Lineage: Eukaryota; Metazoa; Arthropoda; Malacostraca; Decapoda; Portunidae. Gene Ontology annotation, biological process: sulfation. The record is from RefSeq and is a predicted model, not a curated record. Gene Ontology annotation, cellular component: cytoplasm. The coding region runs from base 129 to 1148 and encodes 339 amino acids.
CAUAUGCCGAGACUGGCAUCCUGACCCCACUUCACUCAUAAAAUAUAGUACUUACACUACUUACUGUCAGUGUUAGUCACUGUCUGUCACUGUAUCAUAGCCUGUGUUGAGACUGCGUUUGUGCCACAAUGUUGCUGGACAGCGGCCACAAGGCCACGCUCUUGGAAGGGGAGGAGUUGGCACAGCAGCAGAAAGACUUCCAUGGCUACAAAGAAGGCCUACUGCGACUCAACCCCGGCAGGUGGCUCUACACCGCGAGGUUCACCAAAUUCGCAAACAAGAUAUAUAACUUUAAGUGGAAGACCGGUGACGUAGUGGUGAUGACCUUCCCGAAAUGCGGCACCACCUGGACACAAGAAAUCAUUUGGACCAUGAGGAACAACGUCAACUUUGACCAUCCCUUAGCUAUGGAACCCGCAAUGGACCGAGCUCCUUUCCUUGAUUGUGACAUGUUCCUUCCGGAAGAAAUCGCUCCCGACAGCCCAUUCAUGGCAGAGUGCCCAUCGUUUCAACGCUUGUGUCGCGGCGCUGAUCCCAAAGACGGUGUAUACUUACAAAUAGCGGCAGCCAUACCUGAACCUCGAACCAUUAAGACCCACCUGCCCUUCUCUCUGUUUCACCCCUCGCUGCUCGACACGGCCAAGGUGGUUUACGUCGUGAGGAAUCCCAAGGACGUGUUCUUCUCCUAUCUGCACCACUCACGCCUCUUGGUCGACCAUGGAUUUGUGGGUAGCAUGAAAGACUUCAUGAAAUACUUUAUCAAUGGAGACUUGGUGUACGGCGCUUAUGACGAGCACGUGAAGGAGGCGUGGGAGCGCCGCGACCAUCCCAACCUGCACUUGUUGUUCUAUGAAGACCUCAAGGCGAAUACUUUGAAGGAAUUACGCAAACUCAGUGACUUCAUAGGCACCGAGCUGACAGACGACGAACUCAAAAAGAUCGCUGAGUACACCUCAUUUGACCAAAUGAAGGCCCGGGAUAACGAUAAAUUGAAGGACUUCUACAACCACGACAUAUGGAAAAAAGACGGUGGAUUCUUCAGGAAAGGACAAAGUGGUGGCUGGAAGAAAAACCUUCCCGAGGACGUCACUGCUGAGAUGGAUGCCUGGAUCAAGAAAAGUUUCAACUUUGGCAUCACCUUGAAGUAGUCUGCACACAGCAAUAAUUAAUUUCCAAGAGCUGGAGUCACUUAAUUCAUAAAACUCUAAACGUAUGUAUAACAAAUCCAUUAAUUUUUAAAUAAUCUUGGUUUCUAGCAUUCAUAAUGUAUGUCAUCACGAUAUGAACAUCAAUGAUCAACAGUGAACUUAGUCUGGUAUACAAUACGUAUUAUAAAAUCAUGAAGUAUAUACCAAUCAUGGUUCUUUAUUUAUUUUUUUAUAUGAGGCACCUCGAGCCAGAGUGACGCAAGUGCCCAAAAUUGAAAAUGGAGAAAACGCUGUCAAAGUUUUGCAAGUUUCAAAUUGCGAUCUCUUCAAUAAAUUGAUAGAAAGUAAUGAUUGCUAUAAAAAUAUAGUAAUUUGUGCCCUUUGCACUAUUUAAGUUGAAUUCCAUUAUGAAGUUUACAAUUAAAUUAUAUUAUUAAAAAUAAAUAGGUGACUGCGUUUUUCCUUUUAUACGAUUUUGUUUAGGAUAUCACACAGCUACAUUAAAAUUGUAUCAAACACCCACGCAUUGUUUAUUCCCUUUAUUCUAUCUAGUUGUUUUAUUUUCUGUGUAUUAAUAGGGGAAUCACAACCAGUUUUUUUUUUUUUUUGUGAACUUAUCAAUUAUAAAGCAAAAAAGUAAAUGACAUACAAGUAAUUCCUAAGAUGAACACGAACGAUAAUGAUACAAGCGUAAAAAAAAAAAAACUGAAAGGAACUAAAACAAAAGAACUAAUAAACGUUAUGAAAAUAAACCGUUAUAAAGGAUAAGAGGAUAAUAUAAAGAAAUAAUAAAAUCAUCCAAUACUUCCAAAAUCCACGUUGGCUUCCUGAGCCGUUAUUGCCUGGCUUCCUGCGCUGCUGUGGCGAGGGAGUUACUCCUCUCUGGUCCCAGCAACUGAUAGCAUCACUCAAGCGCGACAAGGUUCCAUGGAUAAUUUCACUUGGAUGGAUUUUUGACCCUGUUGCGGGGUCCAUUCUGAUGUCUGUGCUCUCUUCCGUCACGUUGGAAAGGUCGGGGAAGACAAUGCAAUAAAAUAAUAAAUUCAGCCACAAGGUCGCUUACGUCACUCUGGCUCUCGGUGCCUCAUAUAUAAAUGGUCCUUCUGUAUACAUAGUAUAAGUAGAUCUUAUGGUCUUAGGAUUUAGUAUAACUUUAAUUAAUUAGCAUAGACAUCUCCCAAAAGUACUGUGCAUGCCUUCAGUAGUAAACUCAUAUUAAUCAAAA